Messenger RNA from Striga asiatica, 2316 nucleotides. The record is from the annotation of a GenBank genome assembly. Lineage: Eukaryota; Viridiplantae; Streptophyta; Magnoliopsida; Lamiales; Orobanchaceae.
AAAAAAAAAAAGAAAAAAAAGGUGAGCAAAAUAUCACUUGUGACAGCGGCAAGAGCACACUCAUUUCCCGCAAUUUCACUUUUGGUACUGCGCACAAAUUUGCAAGAAAAUUCGCCUAAAAAAGAUUCGAUAUCAGUUGAGGAUAAUCGAAAAUGGACGACGACGGGAUUCCGGAGAGAGAAAGGCUGCAGAUCGAGCAGAUUAUGGAGCUCGAAGACGAGGAAUUAGAGGUCGAAGAGGUGGACGACGAGGAAUCUUCGGAUGAUGAUAAUCGAGGUUCAGCAGGAGCUUCUGUAUCUGGUGAUGUAUAUGACACUUCCUUGGUUGCCUUGCAUUCAUAUCUUGGCGAUGUUGAAGAUACUCAGAAUAGGAUAGCAUUUCUGGACGGUGGUGUUGUCCUGACGCUUCCUCUGUUUUGUCUGGAAGGGGUUGUGUUAUUCCCCGACGCAACACUUCCUCUUAGAGUGGUUUUUCCUCAUUUCAUAGCUGGCGUUGAGAGAGCUAUGACACAAGUUGAUGCUCCUUACACAAUUGGUGUGGUUCGUGUUUACAGGGAUUCCAACAGUGGCAGAAUAAGGUUUUCAACAACUGGCACUACUGCUGAGAGGAUUUACUUUUCUGACCUUAGGUUACACAUCAUCUUGAGUUACCUUUCGAAAAAUGCAGCUUUUGCACCAGAAGUGAAGCAGCAGUUUGGGAGUUUAAUUCGGCGAUACAGGAAGCAGCAAGAUGGCACCGUAAAUAUUGUUACCAGGGGAAAGCAGCGUUUUCGGCUAAGGCGCCGUUGGGUUGAUGUGGAAGGAUCACUAUGUGGGGAGGUUCACAUCAUUCAAGAAGAUGUACCGUUAAGAACACCACGAGAAGCUGUUGGUAAACUGGCUCCAUUAAGAAACACCAAAGCAAGAUGUCACCUGCAAGUGAUGACACCUUCUAAUGGUUCUCAGCAUGGCCGUCUGGGCUACGAGGAAGGAAAUGAUUCUGACGGGAGUUUUGAAAGUGAACUUUCAUCAGCAGAAAGAGGGCUUCACCGCUAUGCUCUUGUCUCUUCUCAUGGUCUGGGUGCAUACGAUGGGGCAAUGAGUAGUGACGAUGAGAAUAAUGAUUGUCACUUUCAGUUGCGACUUGAAGGAUCUUCAUUGGCCAGCUAUACAAGGUCAAUUAAGUUUGAGCACGAAAUACAGUAUGCCAAUGAGAGUCAUAGAAGUGGGAAGAGCCCCUUUUAUGUGCAGCCUAGCCACAGGUUAGGAAGGGGAAAGUGCUCCGUGGCUCACCUUCGUGAUGCUCCUAGAGCCUUUUGGCCCAGUUGGGUCUACCGCAUGUACGAUUCUUAUUUACUUGCUCGGAGGGUGGCAGAUAGAUGGAAAGAGGUUGUAAAAGCACCAAGCAUGGAUAGCCUUGUGAUGAAACCAGAUUUUCUUUCAUUUUACGUGGCUAGUAAAAUUCCAAUAUCUGAAUCAGCAAGGCAAGAACUGUUGGACAUUGAUGGGACAACUUAUAGGCUGCGCAGAGAAAUUGAGUUCCUUGAAAGCUUUGAUAAAUUACGGUGUAAAACUUGUCAGACUCUCAUUGCAAAGAGAAGUGACAUGUUAGUAAUGUCUAGUGAAGGUCCACUCGGUGCUUAUGCUAACCCACAUGGAUUUGUGCAUGAGGUUAUGACUCUCACCAGAACGGAUGGAAUAGCAGUUUCAGGGCCUCCGGUGAAAGAAUUCAGCUGGUUUCCUCGUUAUGCAUGGUCGAUUGCUGAAUGCAUCACAUGCGGGACACAACUGGGUUGGUACUUUUCUGCCACAAGUAAGAAAUUGAGGCCCCAGGCCUUUUGGGGCAUACGAAGCUCGCAAGUUAUGGAUGGAACAAUCUAGAAAUGGUUCUAUAAUACAGCUUAGGGACCGAAGAUUUCAUCAGUUCAAGUGUUGCCCGAAGAUGAUGCUCGGAAAAAAUCCAGCUGGAUUCGAAUUCUGAGUGAAAUUCGAUUCGGAUGAAUGUGAAGAACAGAGUCGAAGAGCAGAGGUGUUUUUAUCUGAUAUUCACUAAAAUUAUAAUAUGUUGAAUCUGUUUUUUUACUAGAAAUCUGUUUUUUUACUGAACGAAUGUAAAUCGAAUGAGGGAAUGUUGGUCAAAAUAUAGUCUAUGCUUUCUUGUGCUAGUAUGAUAUGUAUUCAAGAAAUCUGUAAUAGAUUAAGCAAAAGAGAUAUAUUAUAUGCGUGUGAGAGAAUGAGUUGCAUCUUGGAAUGUGACACUUUUUUUGUUUUGGUUUUUCAUUUUCCCUUCUAGUUGCUGAAUUAUUUGAACCAUUUUGAAGAAAUGACACGAUUUUGG